AUGGGGUCCAUGUUCUCCAUCGAACUGGGGGAAGAUUGUCUACGGAUAACAGGGAAAACGAUUAAAUGCGACGUUGAAUCCUUCCCUAACGGAACUAUCUCUGCAUUUGGUGACUACAAACGGAGUCAGUUGCCUGGCGACCCUGACAUCGCAGGUAUCGGCGUCUUGGUCGGGUUCUUCGCCCCUUGCUUCUUGACUAUCAUCUUUGGACUCAUCGCUAUGUUCAAGAGCAGCUUCCGUCUGAAGCACCUACAUGACAGGUCGGGCUUGCCCUUCCGUAUUUAUGGUCUCAGCCUUCGGGGCCAAGCCUCGAAACCUGCAAUAGACGUAUCAGACGGCCGCCCAUCCAAACGCUUCGAGAGCAACGAGGUCCUCCUGACGUCCAUGGUAGCGUUUGCGGAUGCACAGAUGUUGCUCAUGCUUGCCUACAGUAUCAACUUCUGGCUACGCUCGCGAUGCAUCAUCCUGCUGUAUCAUUUCCGCGUCGUCCUGUAUAUGAACCUAACCUGUUGUGCCACUUUUGUCGUGAUUGCGCUGUGGCUCCCGGAGUUCUGGGGCCGUAGCGGCGCGCGCCAGAUGCUCAGCACAAUCCUUCGGACCCUCUUCAUGGCUGCCGUGUUCAUCCUCUGCAUCGUCAACUUGCUGGCCCAAGCCAACGUAAAGGAUGGCCGGUUCCCCGCUCGCGACCCGCGAGGCAACACAACGAGCAGCAUGAUGCUGCUCCCCACGGCUUGUUUUCUCGACAGACACGUGAGGCCAUACGCUCUACUAGAAAAUCGCACAGAAAUCUUGCGUGGCAUCGAACCCUACGAAAAUGCCAAUUCGCCCUCGCAAAUGCUGGAAUUCCGCUUGGCUUGCGCGCUGACCGUGUGCUUCCUGUUCGCCCUGGUCUGGCAGGGGGCAUACUGGUGGCUCAACAGAAAGUGGGAGGUGGGCAUCAACGACUCAAUAGCGAACAAACCUCGAAAACAGAAACGUCCUCGUUGCUGUGCAAAUUUUACUAUACUCAUCUGGGUCUUUGUGUGGUGUUUCUGCUUCGCUGUCACGACGUAUUCGUGUUACCACGUCUUCAGUCUUCGGAACUGGGUCGACAAAUCGGGAUGGCUCAGACCUUCGGACACUGGUAAUAACCCUGAGUCCGAGUUCGUGGGUGUGGGCCAGAUGGUUUCAGUUGUGACUAUUCUAGGGAGGAUCUUGAUAUAA
This is a messenger RNA of Thyridium curvatum, 1203 nucleotides long. RefSeq lists its product as uncharacterized. Bases 1 to 1203 code for a protein of 400 amino acids. The record is from RefSeq and is a predicted model, not a curated record. The transcript is spliced from 3 exons. Lineage: Eukaryota; Fungi; Ascomycota; Sordariomycetes; Thyridiales; Thyridiaceae.